Molecule: messenger RNA, 2026 nt
Organism: Malania oleifera
Lineage: Eukaryota; Viridiplantae; Streptophyta; Magnoliopsida; Santalales; Ximeniaceae
Exons: 8
Coding region: 648-1673 (341 amino acids)
Biological process (GO): mRNA splicing, via spliceosome
Cellular component (GO): U2-type catalytic step 1 spliceosome
Source: RefSeq, a predicted model, not a curated record
GAACUUCUAAUUGCAGGGAAUUGAGAGAACAGAGUCUUGUGGACUAGAAGGAUUUGAUGACGCCGUUUCCUUGGCCGCCAGCUUUCAACCUCGUCUUCGCCCUCAUCCACGGCCUCUAGGGCAAGCUCGUCAGUCUCCAGGUCUCCGUCUUUUCGCCUCUCCAGCAAUCUCUCGAACGAACCAGACAAGUCCUCGGCCUGUCUCCACUUCGUGUCCGACUGCGACGGAGAACCGAAGGUCAGUCUGGUGGUAUUCCAGAUCCAGGGGAGCAUCCGGCGGCCUCUCCAUCUGGGCAGGAGCAGAACAAAAGGAAAAAAAGCGAAAAGAGAAAAGAAAGCCAACAAGCAGCUGCAGCAUCUCGUUCAGAGAGAACAGAUGAGAGAGGCAGCAGGAAAGGCUAGAGGGAAAAUAGGAAACUAAAGAGGAAUUUGAAAAAUUAGGAGAGAGAGAGAGAGGGAGGGGGGGGGGGGGGGGGGGGGCGGAAGGACGGUUCAAGCUCCUCAACGCGUCCGUGAUACUUAGCUUUACACAUUGAAAUUUCUUUCCUUGUAUGGUUGGGAUUGAAACCAAAUUUUAGAAGAAUCCAUCAGUUGUUGGUUUGCAACAGUCUGUCUCUGUGAGUCCAGGAGGGGAGGAAAAAAAAAGAGAUGGGAGAGAGGAAGGUGCUGAACAAGUAUUAUCCUCCAGAUUUUGAUCCCUCGAAGCUGCCGAGGGUACGUAGACCAAAGAACCAGCAGAUAAAGGUGCGGAUGAUGCUUCCCAUGAGCAUACGCUGCAACACCUGCGGCAAUUACAUCUACAAAGGCACCAAGUUCAAUUCCCGUAAGGAAGACGUCAUUGGCGAGGCUUACUUGGGAAUCCAAAUAUUCAGAUUCUACUUCAAAUGUACAAAGUGUUCAGCUGAGCUUACAAUAAAGACAGAUCCACAAAAUUCAGAUUAUGUUGUUGAAUAUGGCGCAACGCGAAAUUUUGAGCCUUGGCGUGCAGAGGAUGAGGAAGCAGAGAAGGAGAAGCUGAAAAAGGAUGCUGAAGAGAUGGGGGAUGCAAUGAAAUCCUUGGAAAACCGAACCUUGGAUUCAAAACGAGAGAUGGAUAUCCUUGCUGCAUUGGAUGAAAUGAAGUCCAUGAGGUCUAGGCAUGCUACUGUGAGUGUGGAUAAGAUGCUGGAGGCCUUGCAGAACACAUCUGAGGAAAAGGAAAAGAAAUUGGAAGAAGAGGAUGAAGCACUGAUUAAGUCUAUAGUAUUCCAUGGAUCUGGAAAUUUUGUUCGAAGGAUCCAUGACGAAGAUUUUGUUGAUGAAGAAGAUUUAAAUCAGCUCACAACUAAUCAUGGUGAAACAUCAAGUGAUACUUCAAAGAGAAGAAAGAUUUCUGAAGAACUUCCUGAAAAACCAACAGAUUCUCUUACGAAGGCCAGUUUUUCUGAUCGCUCUAACAGUAAAGGUUGGUUGUUUACUGAAAAUCAAGACGGUCCAGGAGCUCUCAGUGAUGGUAAACUUAUUUUCAAAUCGUCAUCAGUUACAAUUUCUGUUAAGAAACCAUUACUGGCUACCGGCAGUAAUUGUUCGACACAAACAAAAGAGAGCAAGCAAGAGGAAGAGCACCCAAAUAAGAGGCCAAGCAGUGGACUGGAGGCGUUGUUCCAAAAUUAUGAAAGUGACGAAGAUGAUUAGUGGGCAGUAUAUUAAAGUUUGUAUAUGAACAUUGAAUCUUUUUAUGAUGUCCCAGAGAAUUCAUUUAAUGUCAGUUUUUGAAAAAACCUUUGCCCCAGUGAUCCAGGCAGAUUCGGCAGGCAGUAAGCAUCCUGGAUGGAGAUCAGCGCCAAGACAAAAAUGGAACAUUGGAGUUGUGACUUAUCACAGAUGCUGUCUGGAAAUGUAUGAAUAUGCUAAAGUUUUCUCGAGGAAUGCAGGCGAGCUGCUAACUAGUCCAGACAACCUUCUAGUAUGGUUGAAGCUUCACCAAUUUGUGCGGUUUUAUUUUGUUCUCUUAAAAUAUUUCUGAAAGGUUUCUUCGCUUGCUGUCA